AUGCACGGGCAGGCACUGGGCGACAUGCUGAUGGACAGUUGGUCGGUGGCGAUGCGCAGGCAGCAGCAUGCAGGCAGCAGCAUGCGGGUUGUCGAGCGAGCUAGCAUGCGGGCGCCGAGCGACGAGAUGGAAGGAAAGCACCGGCGGCCGGCGGCUAGCUGUGGCGUGCUGCACUGCUGCGUGUGGAAGGCAGGUGUCGAGGACUUCUUAUUUCUGAAAUACACUGAGUAUAUGGAUGUUCGGCAUAAAAUUUUUUCAUUGCCAACCCUACACGCGACACGUACGUACAACAUAGAGAGCGCCGACCGGGCGCGGGCGCGGGCGCGACACGAACUCGCCAACAACCCAAACCGGCUGCACCCGCAUCUGCAUCCACUCAAAGCCAGGACCAGGAGCCGUAGAAAAACCAGCCCAAGAGGAGAGAGAGAGACCUCCGUGCCAGCCCCGCCCCACCUCGCCGCCUCUCCACGCGACCUGCUCGCCGCUGCCGCCGGCGCCGCAUCACAAAUGCCCACCCAGAAGCGCCCGCCUCCGCCUCCGCCACCCUCUCCCUCCCCCUCCGCGGCCCCUGGCGCCGGCUCGCCCCCUCCCUCGUCUCCGCCGCUGCCGACGGCCGAGCCCGCGGAGAAGAAGCCCAAGCUGGAGGUGAACGGCAGCGCCGGCGCCGAAGCCAACGGCAACGCCAACGAUUUCGGCGCGAAGGAGGGGACGGAGGUGGAGGCGUCGGAGUCUGAGUCGGAGGAUGCGGACGCCGCAAAACAGGAGUUUGUACCAGUAAAAUUAUCUGAUGUACGCAAAGAAGUGCAGUGUCCCAUAUGCUUAGGCAUCAUCCGGAAGACUAGAACAGUUAUGGAAUGCCUGCACCGGUUCUGUAGGGAAUGCAUUGACAAAUCCAUGCGACUUGGGAACAACGAGUGUCCAGCGUGCCGCACACACUGUGCGAGCCGGCGUUCUUUGAGAGAUGAUCCGAAUUAUGAUGCCUUGAUUGCAGCUCUAUAUCCAGAUAUUGACAAAUAUGAAGAAGAGGAGCUAGCGUUCAACGAAGAGGAGAAUGACCGCAACAAGCAGAUUCAAGCAUCCAUUGCUGAGGCUUUUCGGAAACAAUCAGAAGUUAUUGGGCGGAAGUCUACUGCCAAAGCUACUGCUGCUGCAUUUGUAAGAAGAUCACGCCGUAACAUUCGGCCUAAUGGGCAGAAUACCUAUUUCCGUGGCCGAGGAAAAGCCAGUUCUGAUGACGUUGCUCUGGCCUGUUCUGAAGAUGAAGAGGAUGGAAACGGUGAAAGCUGUAGCAAAGAGGCCUCAUCUGCGGAGGAGAGUUCCCCAGAGAAAAAGCAGAAACGACUGCCAAAAUGGCCAACACCGCGUUCUUCACCUGCCCGAGCAUGCAAUGAUGAGGUUGCUUCUGAUGAAAAGGAUGAUGUAGGAAUAUCCAGGGAAAAUUUCAGCACAUCUCCUCUACGAGCAUGGGGAAAGAAUGGCACUCGCAGUCAGACUCGCCACAGUAGCUUCAGUGGUUCAAAUGGCAGGAUGGUCAAGGGUGGGCGCAUGAUCAAGUUGGUUGAGUGCUUGCGAAAUUCUGACGACAAUGAAGGCGAGCGUGAUGUACAUCUUUGUCUGCUUCCACUUGAUGGACAAACGGCACCAAAUCUGGAGAAGUCAUAUCUGUGUUGCGGCCCAACUCUGUCCAUCAAACAACUUUGUCAGUUUGUCGCCAGUCAGACAUCUCACAAAGAUGAAGAAGUUGAGAUGUAUGCGCUGAAGCCUUCUUGUAGCAAGCCUGUCAGCACUAAUACAUGCGGUCCUGACAAAGCAAGGCUCGCAGGGGAGGAACGCCUUUCAGACUUGCGCUCCUCGUUCACAUUUCCUAAUGGGGUUCUGGAGCUGGUGUAUGCCAUAAAAGUGGCUAACUAGAUGCUGAGUGAAGGCCCAUUAGUUCAAAUGGAAGUGUUUUUUGUUUAUACAUAUCUUCAUCGUGAUCCCUUGACGAAAUGACAGGUUUGGGCUCUUGAAUACAACUUGGAAGGAAAAAAAACGUUGGGGGAGACUAGUUGUUGUAUAAUUAGCUUGUGAGAUGUGAGAUAAAUGUGCGUACGUUGUCAACGAAUAGUUUCAGAAGAGUCAGAUUGGCUUCCACAGUUCACCUCGCUGCAACCCAAAAUCUGGUCUCCACUGCCGGCAUUUGGGGGAAUUUCUCGGUUGGGUGAAGGCUGAGUUAUUUCCUCGAGUGGUCAAGUUGUUUUACUUCCACAGUUCACCAGUUUCAGCUUUUGUAAUUCAUCGGUUCAUAUUCUUCAGGCGGCAGCCAGUCCGUGCUGCGAACGACUUCCCAGAUACAUGUAACAUAAAUCUUAUAAAAAAUAUAUAUGUAACAGAAAUUACUUUUUUUGUCGUUUCUUUGUACGGCACAAGGACAGUCGUAUUUAACCUUGAGCUGGUUAUACCAGAGUGUUACUAUUUUAUUAUAUCUGUACUUAUACAAACUACAAGGCAAUGUAUUCUUCCUUUGCGAA
Zea mays is the source of this 2510-nucleotide messenger RNA. RefSeq names its product putative E3 ubiquitin-protein ligase RING1a. The transcript is spliced from 12 exons. Lineage: Eukaryota; Viridiplantae; Streptophyta; Magnoliopsida; Poales; Poaceae. The record is from RefSeq and is a predicted model, not a curated record. Bases 1 to 1911 code for a protein of 636 amino acids.